Messenger RNA from Knipowitschia caucasica, 333 nucleotides. NCBI's taxonomy places the organism in Eukaryota, Metazoa, Chordata, Actinopteri, Gobiiformes, Gobiidae. The record is from the annotation of a GenBank genome assembly.
AUGGGCCUCAGCCAUAAGAACACAAACACAGUCUGUUUUCGCAGCUGUUGUGAUGUCACAUCCAAGGACGGCUCCACGUUCAGAACAGGACAUUUGGCUUUUCCUGCAGCGUCUGUGGGACGCGAGGACGCAGGAGGAUCCAGAGGCAGCAUGGACAAGAACUGUCUGGGAUCAGUCCAGGCAGACGUCCAGUCCAGCUCAGCUCUGCACAGUGAGUCCUGUCCAUGUCCUCCUGUCUCAGUGAGUCCUCUGUCCAUGUCCUCAUGUCUCAGUGAGUCCUGUCCAUGUCCUCCUGUCUCAGUGAGUCCUGUCCAUGUCCUCCUGUCUCAGUGA